This is a messenger RNA of Aspergillus melleus, 948 nucleotides long. RefSeq names its product palmitoyl-protein thioesterase family protein. Gene Ontology annotation, cellular component: lysosome. NCBI's taxonomy places the organism in Eukaryota, Fungi, Ascomycota, Eurotiomycetes, Eurotiales, Aspergillaceae. The coding region runs from base 1 to 948 and encodes 315 amino acids. Gene Ontology annotation, molecular function: palmitoyl hydrolase activity; thiolester hydrolase activity. The record is from RefSeq and is a predicted model, not a curated record. The transcript has a single exon.
AUGCGUCACCUCUUACCAACCCUCACCCUCCUCCCCAUCCUCACCUCCUCCCUCCCAACCACCCGCGAGCUCGCCCCCCUCCCACUCGUCAUCUGGCACGGCCUCGGCGAUGACUUCCAGCGCGACGGCAUGAAAGAAGUCGCGGCGCUCGCCGACACCACCAACCCCGGAACCUACGUGCACCUAAUCCACCUCGCCGACAGCGGCGCCGGCGACCGCCAAGCCAGCUUCAUCGGGGACGUGAACCUGCAAGUCGACACGGUCUGCGCCCAGCUGCAGGCCGACAACAUCCUCCGCACGGCACCGGGGAUCAACGCGCUCGGGUUCUCGCAAGGCGGCCAGUUCCUGCGCGCCUACGUCGAACGCUGCAACGACCCGCCCGUCCACAACCUCGUCACGCUGGGCAGCCAACACAACGGCAUCGCCGAGUUCCAGGCCUGCGGCGCAAGCGACUAUUUCUGCCGCGGUGGCGAGGCGCUGCUCCGGUGGGGUCGGUGGUCGAAGUUCGUGCAGGAGCGGCUCGUGCCGGCGCAAUACUUCCGCGACCCCGAGGAGCUGGAGGCGUAUCUCGAACAUAGCAAUUUCCUGGCGGACGUGAACAAUGAGCGGGAAUUGAAAAAUGUGACGUAUAAGGAGAAUCUGGCGCGGUUGAAUCGCUUCGCGAUGUACCUGUUCGAGGAGGAUCAGAUGGUGCACCCGAAGGAGAGUGCGUGGUUUGCGGAGGUGAAUGCCACGUCUGGGGAGGUGACGCCGUUGCGGGAACGGGAGAUCUACAAGCAGGAUUGGUUGGGGUUGAGGGAGUUGGAUGAGAAGGGGGCGUUGGAGUUCAAGACUGUUCCUGGGGGACAUAUGCAGUUGUCGGAGGAGGUGCUGACGAGGUUGUUUACGGAGUACUUUGCACCGGUGGAAGUCGGUGAUGUUAUUACAGUCGAGAGAGAGGAUCUUUAG